AUGUAUAACAGAAUAUUAUUAUCGACCAUUUACAGAAAUGUUCAUAUUACAACUUUAUUACAAAAUAUUAUUUAUAAAAUAUCAAAUUAUUUCGUUUUUAAUAGUAAUAAUAUAUUAUUAUAUUCACCAACAAAAGUAUAUACUUUUCAACAUAUAUCAAUCUUGCAACCAAUAGUUGAGAAAAAAAAACUAUCAUGUUCAUCAUUUUCCCUAUUGAAAAAACUUAUCUUGAUCAUUCAAACAACUUUUCUUGUUUUAACAUUAAGAUAUUCAAGAACAAAAGAUAUUACUGACAUUAAAUGGUGUACCAGUAUUGUUGUAAUAUUAUUAACAGAUGAAUUACAUUUAUUUUAUUUGACUUGUUUUUUUGUACAAGCUAAUGGAGAUUUAAUGAUAGCUUUAGUUGUAAAAUAUUCUGAUAAUAUUUUAAAAUUUCUUUAUCUAUUAUUUUAUCGUUUUUUGUUUCAUGAAUUGUUUUUUAAUAAUUUUCUACCAACAUUUACUUUUGUUUUAGAUAUUAUUAUUAAUAAAUAUAAUGUGUUAUCAUUUUAA
Molecule: messenger RNA, 552 nt
Organism: Strongyloides ratti
Lineage: Eukaryota; Metazoa; Nematoda; Chromadorea; Rhabditida; Strongyloididae
Product: Nucleotide-sugar transporter family-containing protein
Exons: 14
Coding region: 1-552 (183 amino acids)
Source: RefSeq, a predicted model, not a curated record